AUAGCAAUUGUAGUUCUGGUUAGGCUGUUUUAAACCUAAUUAAUUUGUCAGAAAACCUUGAUUCCACAUCAUGUGAACAAGUUGCCUCAGUCAUUAUUAAAAACAAGAUGAAGCAAGAAGGCAUAGAGAAAGGCCAAUCUUUUAAAAUAUCUACAGGUGGGAAUUCAUUAACUUUAACCAUUGUAACUAAAGAUAAAUCUUACAGCAAGUCUUUCAAUCAGAUAUCAUUCCAAACAGUUAUGGAGUUAACUACUAUACUAGAAUUAACAAAAAAUCAAACAAAAAAAAUGAUAUCAAGUCUGCGUAAGAAUCUAGGGUUGUCUACUGUUGUUGAGAACAAUGUAGUUAGCAUGAUGACAUCAUUGCAACAAGAAAUUGAGUCUAAAUAUAAAAUAGAGCAAGAUGAUUUUAUUUGGAAUGAUGAAACUGUAACAAGAGAUAUAGUAUUCCUUCAUGACACUUCUGAAUUUAUUCUUAGUAGUUCUUAGUUUAAUGGAAAGAAGUUUAGAUCCUCUUUCCAGUAUGGUACGUGUAUCCAUUAAUGGAGGUCAAGGAUUUCUUAAAGUAAUUGUAAAUGUCUUUGACAAGACCAAUAAAAAUGAAAUACACAUCAUCCUGAAGUUGAAAUUAAUCACUUAGUUCCAUCACCAGAAUUACAUCUUCUUAUGGGGAUUGUGACACUACUUAGUAGACAACUUUUAGAUCAUUGGCCUCUGUUUACGAAUUGGCUUAAAGAGGAUUAUAUUUUACUUCAUGGUUAUCAUGGGAUAGGCUUUGAUGGUAAUAAUGCCAGAAAACUAUUAGAAAAAGUAGAUAUUUUAGAAAGAGAUAUUUUAGCAUCUCAAACUAAUUUGAUACCUAUUGUUCAUUGCCUCAGAAAGUUUUCGAAAGUUAAAGAGUACACAUUUGGACAAGAAUUAGGCAGUAAUGUUUCUUCAGUUAUUGAAGAGUUCAAAGUAUCAUUUUUUGACCUUCAGCAGUAUGCAAAAAUACAUUUAAAUGCAGAGCUGAAUGUUACUUGGAAAGUGCAUAUAGAGGUUUGUCAUAUUCUCUCAUUUGUCAAAUUUAACUCUUUUUCUCUUGGGUCAUAUGCUGAACAGACUGGUGAGGCUGUUCACAGUGCCUUAAAAAAAAAAAAUACAGUGC
Molecule: messenger RNA, 1146 nt
Organism: Hydra vulgaris (swiftwater hydra)
Lineage: Eukaryota; Metazoa; Cnidaria; Hydrozoa; Anthoathecata; Hydridae
Source: RefSeq, a predicted model, not a curated record